AUGUCGCUCACCCCAAAGGAUGACCAGGAUCGUGCUGGCGCCAGCAGCAGUCAGGUACCACAGAAUGUCGAAGCAGGCCACGUUGAAGGUGCCGGCGACUUCCUGUCCGCAAGCACUCCGGUCCCUAAUCCAAGCAGAAGAGACGCCAAUGCACAGGGGUCUAGGCACAAUCGUGUGACAUCCUGGCUUGCCAAUGCCGACCUGAGCGAAGUGGCACAAAACAUUGUCCAAGACCCUGCAGCGACAGCUUCGAGGCAAAGCAUCGCCGAGCCAGGGCAAGUAAUAUUAGGCAGGGAGAAGAUCAGGCUCAGAGAAGAGCCAGACACCGUUCUCACCGCCACGAUGAUUGCGGACAAAGUGUGUUUUGAGGGGUUCGACGCUCCGAACCAGGCUGUCCUCGACUUGUUUCAUCCUCCCGGUUUCCAUGAGGAUGACCUCAUCACGGCUCUGGGAACGGCUAGCAUCCACAUCAUUGCUGCGUGCUAUCGGAUCCUUAGUGCUAAGCCAGCAGACGAGUCAGCAUCACGGUGGCCGGAUGAGUGGCAUCCCUUCGCCGUAGCCUCCUCAGAGCGUAUCAGGAAUGCCAGGCUGUGGAUGCUUCGGGAUCUCGUCGGGAUAUGCCUGGACAUUGCGGCCAAGGUGCGUGCGUGGGAGCAGAAGACAGAGCGCGAUGUUCUUGAAGCUGAGGCUGCUUUGAGACAAGAAAGGGAGGCCAAUCCACCGGACUUGAUAUCUGAUGUGACAGAUACCUCCGAAGGUAGUUCUUGA
Saxophila tyrrhenica is the source of this 768-nucleotide messenger RNA. RefSeq lists its product as uncharacterized. Lineage: Eukaryota; Fungi; Ascomycota; Dothideomycetes; Mycosphaerellales; Extremaceae. The coding region runs from base 1 to 768 and encodes 255 amino acids. The record is from RefSeq and is a predicted model, not a curated record. The transcript has a single exon.